ACCGUCUGUCAGGUGACUGUGUCAUUUAAUUUGAAGCAUUCCAAUGCUGGAUCAAAAUUUUUGAAUGUUGAAGUAAUACUUCAAACAUGGGAAACAAACAGAAAACCAUUUACGGAUAUGGGCGCAAGUAGUUCAAAACAGCCUCAAAGGACGACGAGAAAGAGAACAAUCAAAGUAAAACUGAGCAGCAGAGAGGUAAAAAAAUACAAAACCGUUUUUUUACAAUUCGAUACCGAUCAAGACGGUAAAAUUUCUUCAAAGGACUUGGGCAAGAUUAUGAAGAAACUAGGGGAGAAGCCCACUCAGGCCGAUUUGGAGGCCAUGAUUAGAGAAGUGGACACGGAUCACAAUGGCACAGUCGAAUUCGAUGAAUUCUUAGUGAUGAUGGUACGACAGAAACGGAGAGACGAUGAAGAAGACAUCGAGUUGCGCCAAAUAAUGCAUGAGCUCGGUUGUAACUUGUCGGAUGAAGAAGUAAGGGAAAUGAUACAAGAAGCAGAUACUGAUGGUGACGGACUGAUAUCCCUCGAAGAGUUCAAAACGUUAAUGAAAAACUUGCAAAGCUAAGUAACAAACAGAAAGCAACAGAAAUAUUUUUUAUUUGUAAGCAAGUCACUGAAACGAAAAAUAAAUAAAUAAUAGUCCCAUUAUA
Leptinotarsa decemlineata (Colorado potato beetle) is the source of this 652-nucleotide messenger RNA. RefSeq lists its product as uncharacterized. NCBI's taxonomy places the organism in Eukaryota, Metazoa, Arthropoda, Insecta, Coleoptera, Chrysomelidae. Gene Ontology annotation, molecular function: calcium ion binding. Gene Ontology annotation, cellular component: myosin II complex. The record is from RefSeq and is a predicted model, not a curated record.